Molecule: messenger RNA, 1565 nt
Organism: Triplophysa rosa
Lineage: Eukaryota; Metazoa; Chordata; Actinopteri; Cypriniformes; Nemacheilidae
Product: deoxynucleoside kinase
Exons: 7
Coding region: 106-900 (264 amino acids)
Biological process (GO): nucleobase-containing compound metabolic process
Cellular component (GO): cytoplasm; mitochondrion
Molecular function (GO): ATP binding; deoxyguanosine kinase activity
Source: RefSeq, a predicted model, not a curated record
GGCGCGCGCGGAAAUAUUUAAAGCUAGUUUAAAGACGUUUUACGGGUGUUAUUAAUUAAACAAGCGGUUGUCGGUGUACAUAGGUAUUUAAUACAAUAUAAUAUUAUGGCUACUCCUCCGAAGAGAUUUUGUUCGAGCCUAGAAGCUGAUCUUAGUUUCGAAAAAAGGGCUUUGAAAGUCUCAAUAGAGGGAAACAUAGCGGCAGGGAAGUCAACUUUUGUGCGCAUGUUGGAGCGUACGUCAGAGGAAUGGGAUGUCAUACCUGAGCCCAUCGGGAAGUGGUGCAAUGUGCAAACCACAGAGAAUGACUAUGAGGAGCUUAGCACGUCACAGAAGAGUGGAGGGAAUCUGCUGCAGAUGUUAUAUGACAAGCCCAGCCGCUGGUCCUACACUUUCCAGACCUACGCCUGCUUGAGUCGUGUCCGUUCACAACUUCAGCCUCCUUCUGCCAAGCUUCAGCAGGCUGAGAAACCUGUCCAGUUCUUUGAGCGUUCUGUCUACAGUGACCGGUAUGUGUUCGCCUCCAACCUCUUUGAGUCUGGAGAUUUGAAUGAGACUGAAUAUGCCAUCUACCAAGACUGGCAUUCAUGGCUCCUCACUCAGUUUGAGUCUCAGAUUGAGCUAGACGCCAUGAUCUACCUUCGUGCCGAUCCUGAGAGAUGUAUGCAGCGUCUUCAGUUUAGAGGGCGAGAGGAGGAACAGGGAAUUCCACUAGAAUAUCUGGAGAAGUUACAUUAUAAGCACGAGUGUUGGCUGUACAACCGAACCACAAAGGUAGAUUUUGAGUCUCUUAAAGACCUUCCUGUAUUGGUCCUGGAUGUUAAUGAGGACUUUAAAAAUGACAGAAUUAAACAAGAAGGGGUAAUUGAAAAGGUGAGGGACUUCCUGAGCACAUUGUAGCAUCUGCUUGCAUGUAGACUGGUGAUUUAUCACUAGUUUCUGGUUCAGUGCCUGUUGCCACUGAAAUUUAUUUUUUUAGCUUUUGUAUUUAGCGUGUUGUACAUAUUUAUUUGUUUUUAUUAAAACAUGAUUUUUAACAUUUUAACAGCAAGAAAUGCAAAUAAGCCUUUUUAUUUCACAUAGAAAGUACUCUGGAAGUACAGAGGCAGGUUGAUAACAAAUAAAUUCACAAAAAAAGCCACACACAAGAACAAAGUCCAUUUUCUCAGCACUGGAAUACAGACUAAUCGUGAAAUUUAGUGUAUAUAAGACAAGGGGUACCUGUGGCAUAUACAUAUAGUAUGCAUUAUACAUAAUUAAACUUGUGUGUAUUGAUAUUUCACAGGAUGACUUAAUUAACUUUUGUUUUAAGAACAUGUGGAAUUUGAAUUGUUUGUCAGAACAUGCCUAUAAAUCAACAUAUUUAAUUAACAUAACAUUCUUUGGUUAAAAGGUUUGGAAACCUUUGAUAUCCAUGUCAGUAAAAUGUACAGAAUAUAUAUAAAGAUUCAAUACUUGGAUAAAAUAAUACACUUCUGCAGUUUUGGAUACAGUCAUCUUCAGGUCAUGUGGUCAGUGUUGGUGUUGUAAUACAAAUUGUGUCUGUAAUAAACUUUUAUCUUCAG